UGGGAUUUAAGGCCGGGAGGUCCGGCCUCCAAACAGCGAGCGCGGCCUUCCCAUUGGGAACGUUUGUCCACCGGCCGGAAGCACCUCGUGGGAAGCCCUUGGAUCUCUCAUCGAGAUCAUCCGAGAAGGAGAAAGGGAAGCGUCCGUGGCCCUUAGCGCAGCCCUGCAGAAAUGCCUCCUCAGCUCCCCAGCAGCCUCAAUUUCUCGGCCAAGGUCGUCCAGGGCACCCUAGACAGCCUGCCCCAGGCGGUGAGGGCAUUUGUGGAGAGUAGCGCCAAGCUGUGCCAGCCGGACCAUAUCCACAUCUGUGACGGCUCCGACGGCGAGAACCGGAAGCUGCUGGACCAGAUGGAGGCCCAGGGGGUGAUCAAGAGGCUGCGGAAAUACCACAACUGCUGGCUGGCUCUCACUGACCCCAGGGAUGUGGCCAGAAUUGAAAGCAAGACGGUCAUCAUUACCCAAGAGCAAAGAGAUACCGUGCCCAUCCCCAAAACCGGCCCUAGCCAACUAGGUCGCUGGAUGUCCGAGGAGGACUUCGAGAAAGCAUUCAAUGCCCGAUUCCCAGGGUGCAUGAAAGGUCGCACCAUGUACAUCAUCCCAUUCAGCAUGGGGCCGCUGGGCUCCCCUCUGUCGAAGAUCGGGAUCGAGCUGACAGACUCCCCCUACGUGGUGGCCAGCAUGCGCAUCAUGACGAGGAUGGGCACCCCGGUCCUGGAAGCACUGGGCGACGGGGACUUCGUCAAGUGCCUCCAUUCCGUGGGAUGCCCUCUGCCUUUAAAAAAGCCCCUGGUGAACAACUGGCCUUGCAACCCAGAGAUGACCCUCAUCGCCCACCUGCCCGACCGCAGGGAAAUCGUCUCCUUCGGGAGUGGGUACGGCGGGAACUCGCUCCUCGGGAAGAAGUGUUUCGCCCUCAGGAUAGCCAGCCGGCUGGCUAAGGAAGAGGGGUGGCUGGCAGAACACAUGCUGAUCCUGGGCAUCACCAACCCCAAGGGCCAGAAAAAGUAUUUUGCAGCAGCCUUUCCCAGCGCCUGUGGGAAGACCAACCUGGCCAUGAUGAACCCCAGCCUCCCAGGGUGGAAGAUAGAGUGUGUGGGAGAUGACAUUGCCUGGAUGAAAUUUGACCAAGAAGGUAACCUAAGGGCUAUCAACCCAGAAAAUGGCUUUUUCGGGGUGGCUCCUGGAACCUCUGUGAAGACCAACCCCAACGCCAUCAAGACCAUCCAGAAGAACACCAUAUUCACUAACGUGGGCGAGACCAGCGAUGGGGGCUUUUAUUGGGAAGGUAUCGACCAGCCGCUGGCCCCGGGCAUCAGGCUCACAUCGUGGAAGAACAGCGAAUGGUCCCCCCAGGACGGGGAACCUUGUGCCCAUCCCAACUCACGCUUCUGCACCCCUGCCAGCCAGUGUCCCAUCAUCGACCCUGCCUGGGAGUCUCCGGAGGGGGUGCCCAUCGAGGGCAUCAUCUUCGGAGGCCGCCGACCUGCCGGGGUCCCUCUGGUCUACGAAGCUCUCACCUGGCAGCAUGGAGUGUUUGUGGGGGCGGCGAUGCGAUCAGAGGCCACAGCAGCUGCGGAACACAAAGGCAAGGUCAUCAUGCACGACCCCUUUGCCAUGCGGCCUUUCUUUGGCUACAACUUUGGCAAAUACCUGGCCCACUGGCUCAGCAUGGCCCAGCGCCCAGCAGCCAAGCUGCCCAAGAUCUUCCACGUCAACUGGUUCCGGAAAGACGACGAAGGCAAAUUUCUCUGGCCGGGCUUCGGGGAGAACUCCAGGGUGCUGGAAUGGAUGUUCAACCGGAUCAACGGGGAAGCGGGUGCCAAGCUCACACCCAUAGGCUACAUCCCUGAGGAGGGCGCCCUGAACCUGAAAGGCCUGGGGGACGUCAACGUGAAGGAGCUCUUCGACAUCCCCAAGGGGUUCUGGGAGAAGGAGGUGAAGGACAUCCAGAAGUACUUGGAGGAGCAAGUUAACACCGACCUGCCCUACGAGAUCGAGAGAGAGGUCCUUGCCCUGAAGCAAAGGAUCAGCCAGAUGUAAUCAGACCCGAGAGCUUUCCUUUUAAGAGCAGCCCCCUUUCCAGUGCAACCGGGAGCAAGAGAGAGGGGGAUUUUCUCUGUGGACACCACCCAUACCACUGCCAUGACCACACCGAUGGGCCGAUUCGAAAGACACGGUGUAAUUUUUCAGAUAAGACCACAAAGUACGGGCUGGUAACUAUGGGAUGAGUGCACGUUGGUUCAACCCUAAGGACACCAGGCAUUCAGUCUUUCCUGUUUUUAUCUCUUUAGCUGUGUCAGUUAGCUGGAAUGCACGGAGAAAACUACUUGAACUGUGUGUGUGUGUGUGUGUGUGUGUGUGUAUUUCUUGUUAUCUGAGAUGUAUAUAAUACCUUUGGAAAAAUCGUGGGCAAGAUUACCUACUAGUUGUGGCUAGAAAGAAACGCUGCUUUAUUAUUAAUAUGCACGUUUAAAUUAUUUUUAUAUACCCCUGGUUACGUACCUUCACGCGAUUUCCAUGUUUUCCCCUAACACUUCUUGGAAAAAUCACAAAAUAAACUUUUAUAGAAAA
This is a messenger RNA of Leopardus geoffroyi (Geoffroy's cat), 2571 nucleotides long. RefSeq names its product phosphoenolpyruvate carboxykinase 1 (gene PCK1). Lineage: Eukaryota; Metazoa; Chordata; Mammalia; Carnivora; Felidae. The coding region runs from base 172 to 2040 and encodes 622 amino acids. Gene Ontology annotation, molecular function: manganese ion binding; phosphoenolpyruvate carboxykinase (GTP) activity; GTP binding. The transcript is spliced from 10 exons. Gene Ontology annotation, cellular component: cytosol; mitochondrion. Gene Ontology annotation, biological process: hepatocyte differentiation; propionate catabolic process; cellular response to glucose stimulus. The record is from RefSeq and is a predicted model, not a curated record.